AUGAGUGUUGUGACAGAUUCUCCUGUACAUUCUUCUGGCAGUGAUGACUUUGCUGCUUAUCUCAACGAAGCACUUGAUGAAAAUUCAUCCAGCUCAUCCUCAGAUGAAGAAGCUGAAGGCAAAAAUGAGUUUGAGGAUGUCAGAAAUAAAAGACGUAAGUUUGAAAGCACCGAAGAAACUGAGGGGUCUACUUCAGAAGGAAUUGUGAAACACGAAUUAGUUUUUGCAGAGUCAUCCGUGAAGGUAAAUGUUUGUACACAUCCUGGCUCAUUUGGAGACAUGUGUAUAUGUUGUGGGCAAAAGUUGGAUGAAGAAUCUGGUGUGACAUUUGGGUACAUACACAAGGGACUGAGACUUCACGAUGAGGAAAUUUCUAGACUGCGUAAUACAGACAUGAAGAAAUUUUUAUACAGUAAAAAACUUUACUUGGUUCUUGACCUAGAUCACACACUGUUAAAUACCACCAUCCUUAAUCAUUUGAGCCCAGAAGAGUCGCAUUUAAUUAACGAGACAGAUUCUCUAGAAGACGUCUCCAAAGGUAGCCUCUUUAAAUUGGAGCAUAUGAAUAUGAUGACCAAGUUGAGGCCCUUUGUCCGUACAUUUCUUAAAGAAGCAAGUGAAAUGUUUGAGAUGUACAUCUACACCAUGGGCGAUAGGCCAUAUGCGUUGGAGAUGGCCAAGCUCCUUGAUCCUCAAGGAAAAUACUUCAUUGCUAAAGUGAUUUCUCGAGAUGAUGGGACUCAAAAGCAUCAAAAGGGUCUUGAUAUUGUUUUUGGGCAAGAAAGUGCUGUCUUAAUUCUCGAUGAUACAGAACAUGCAUGGAUGAAUCAUAAAAACAAUCUGAUACUUAUGGAAAGAUACCAUUUUUUCGCUUCAAGUUGUCGGCAAUUUGGCUUCAAUUGCAAAUCUCUUGCUGAAACGAAGAGCGAUGAGAAUGAAAUAGAUGGAGCACUUGCGAAAAUACUUGAUGUGCUUAAGCAAAUCCAUAGCACAUUCUUUGAUAAACUUCAAGGAGAUCUUGUUGAUCGAGAUGUGAGGCAGGUUUUGUCAUCACUUCGAGGUGAAAUCUUAAGUGGAUGUGUGAUCAUUUUCAGUCGUAUUAAUCAUGGUGCAUUGCCAACUCUCCAGAGAGUUGCACAGAAAAUGGGAGCUACCUGCUUGACAGAACUUGACCCCACAGUGACACAUGUGGUUGCUACUGAUGCUGGAACUGAGAAGUCAAGAUGGGCAGUUAGGGAAAAGAAGUUUUUGGUUCAUCCUCGAUGGAUAGAGGCAGCAAAUUACUUUUGGCAAAAACAACCGGAGGAGAAUUUUGGUCUAAAAAAGACCACCAACAACUCUUAG
Messenger RNA from Lathyrus sativus (Indian pea), 1344 nucleotides. The record is from the annotation of a GenBank genome assembly. NCBI's taxonomy places the organism in Eukaryota, Viridiplantae, Streptophyta, Magnoliopsida, Fabales, Fabaceae.